Molecule: messenger RNA, 867 nt
Organism: Phycomyces blakesleeanus NRRL 1555(-)
Lineage: Eukaryota; Fungi; Mucoromycota; Mucoromycetes; Mucorales; Phycomycetaceae
Exons: 6
Coding region: 1-867 (288 amino acids)
Biological process (GO): intracellular protein transport; Golgi to vacuole transport; vesicle fusion
Cellular component (GO): membrane; SNARE complex; endomembrane system
Molecular function (GO): SNAP receptor activity; SNARE binding
Source: RefSeq, a predicted model, not a curated record
AUGUCUUUUAAUGACUUGGAACAAGGGUUUGGCUCUGCAGGAAAUGGCAGACAAGUUCGUCAUUCGGAAGGUUUACUUGGAGGUAAAGAUGGUGAUUACGAAACGGAAUACAAAGCCCUCACCCAACAAGUGUCUCAGCAAGUGUUUCAUAUUAAUGGAAAUAUCUCAAGUAUCGAAAGACUAGUCAACUUUCUUGGAACACCAAAGGAUAGCUCUGAUAUAAGAAAUAAACUACAUGAGGUUACAGAAUCUACCCGAGAACUCAUCAAAGACUCAACCAACGAUAUCAAGAGUCUUUCUCAGUACCAGUCUGGAGAUAGUCGAAAGGCUCGUCAACGUAAACUGGAACAGCAGAAACUCUCCAAAGAUUUUCAAAAGGUUUUGGCAGAUUUCCAAAAGAUUCAAAGAAUUUCCGCGAGUAAACAGCGUGAAUAUAUUGACAAAGCAAAAGCUACAACUGCAAUGCUCCAAUCGAAUGCCGCAGAGGAGAUUAUGGAACAAGAGUCUCAGCCGUUAAUGGAUGAUGCUCAAAGACGCCUUCAGUUACAGACACUUGAUAAUGAAAUUGAGUACAAUGAGGUGCUGAUUUCUGAGCGGGAAGGUGAAAUCCAAGGUAUUGAGCAAGGUAUCACUGAACUCAAUGAGAUCUUUCGUGAUCUUGGCAUGCUAGUGAACGAGCAAGAAAGCGGGAUUCAAAGUAUUUAUGGAAAUGUGCUCAAUAUUGCACAGAACACACGCCAGGCAGCCGACGAGCUUACUGUAGCCAAUCGCCAUCAAAAGAGUGCUAGAAAGAAUAUGUGCUGUCUCUUACUUAUUAUUACAGUCGUGGCAUGUGUUCUGGCUCUUAUCGUUGUAGUUGCCAAGUGA